Molecule: messenger RNA, 984 nt
Organism: Tremella mesenterica DSM 1558
Lineage: Eukaryota; Fungi; Basidiomycota; Tremellomycetes; Tremellales; Tremellaceae
Exons: 8
Coding region: 1-984 (327 amino acids)
Biological process (GO): cytoskeleton-dependent cytokinesis
Cellular component (GO): cell division site; microtubule cytoskeleton; septin ring
Molecular function (GO): molecular adaptor activity; GTPase activity; GTP binding
Source: RefSeq, a predicted model, not a curated record
AUGGCAGCGUCUCUCGUCUCCACCGCUACCCCAGAGGAAAUCACCGCGGGGUCAUAUGUUGGUUUCGACUCUAUCACUCGGCAAAUCGAGCACAAGCUCUUGAAGCGGGGUUUCCAAUUCAAUGUCAUAGUCGUCGGGCAAACCGGCUUGGGUAAAUCAACCCUCAUCAACACUCUCUUUGCUUCCCACCUGGUCGACUCAAAAGGUCGUACUGAGCCGGACAUUUCCCCUCGUGCCACCACCGAGAUUCAUCCUCAAUCACAUGUAGUCAUCGUCGAAAAUGGUGUCAAACUUCGACUGAACAUCAUCGACACUCCCGGUUAUGGAGACCAGAUCAACAAUGAAGGCUGUUGGGAACCUAUCAUCAAAUACAUCAAGGACCAACACUCGGCAUACCUCCGUAAGGAGCUUACCGCCAUGCGAGACAAGUUCAUCCCUGAUACUCGAAUCCACUGCUGCGUAUUCUUCAUCAACCCCACAGGCCAUACUUUAAAGCCUAUUGAUAUUGUGGUGUUGAAGAAAUUGGCAGAGGUGGUCAAUGUUGUGCCUGUGAUCGCCAAGUCGGACUCUUUGACCUUGGAGGAGAGGGCGUUGUUCAAGGAAAGAAUCAUGUCUGAGAUGCAACAUAACCAGAUUCGUCUUUAUCCCUUCGACGCAGACGAGAACGAUGACGAGGAAUUGCAGCUCAAUGAGCGUAUCAGGGAAAUGCAGCCUUUUGCCGUGGUCGGAUCGGAACGUACCAUUGUGAUCGACGGCAAGGCGACCCCUGCUCGUAAACAUCGUUGGGGAAUUGUGAACGUUGAAGAUGAAAGGCAUUGCGAGUUUGUAUACCUACGAAACUUUUUGACGCGGACCCACCUGCAGGAUCUCAUCGAGACCACGGCUCAUAUCCACUAUGAGACCUUCCGAUCCAAACAGCUUUUAGCGCUGAAAGAGUCUUCCGCGAAGGCUCAACAACAAGCAUCCCAGACGAGUAAUGCUUAA